Molecule: messenger RNA, 1516 nt
Organism: Perca fluviatilis (European perch)
Lineage: Eukaryota; Metazoa; Chordata; Actinopteri; Perciformes; Percidae
Gene: nup43
Product: nucleoporin 43
Exons: 8
Coding region: 122-1240 (372 amino acids)
Cellular component (GO): nuclear pore outer ring
Molecular function (GO): protein binding
Source: RefSeq, a predicted model, not a curated record
UGUUGGGCCACCGUAGUUACGUACAAAGUAGCAGGCGCGUACGCUGGUUUUGCCCAUGAAUGCUAAGCUAACAACCAGCAAUCGUUUUUUUUUUUUACUUUACGUGUGAGAAACUGUUUCAAUGGAGAGUGUAAAUGCUAAGUACGUGUCCCAGAAAAUCAGUAAAACCAGAUGGCGCCCUGUAUCGCAUUCGUCUUUGCAGCAACCAGAUAUCUUUGCGACUGGCUCGUGGGAUAACGAGGAUAACAAGAUUUCCUUUUGGUCCAUUGGGAAUCAUGGAAGUUCUGGCAUGGACGAGGGAUUUGAAGGAGACCCACAGCUUUUAUGUGAACACAAGCAUGAUGGAGAUGUUCUGGACCUUCAAUUUUUGGACCAAGACAGAAUUGUCACAACAUCGUCAACUGGAGCAGUCACCAUCUUCCGCCACCACCAAAACAGUCAGACAAUGUCAGUUUCUCAGCGCUGGCCAAGAGUGCAUCGUUACCCAAGUGACAACGCUCCCUGUACUGGUGUUGUGUGCAGCAGUCCUGAGAUUGUUACAGUUGGUGAAGAUGGCAAGAUUAUCGUCUUCAGAGCCGACCAGGAGGGAGUGAUUCGAGUCAUAGAGAAUGCGGACAGCAGCACGAUUCAUGCUGUGACUUACCUGAGGACAACAGAGAUUUUGACAGUGAACUCUAUCGGCCAACUCAAGCUGUGGGACUUAAGACAACAGAGCAACUCACCAUCCCAGAUUCUCUCCUUGUCAGGGGAUAGACUCCCUCUGCACUGUGUGGACAGACAUCCGAACCAACAGCACAUUGUUGCCACAGGAGGGCAGGACGGCAUGCUCUGUGUCUGGGAUGUGAGACAAGGCAGCACGCCCUUCUCACUCAUGGAGGCACACUCUGCUGAAAUGUGGGAAGUCCACUUCCACCCAACCAACCCAGAUCAUCUGUUCACAUGCUCAGAGGAUGGUUCACUGCUGCACUGGGAGACUUCCACACAUUCAGAUAUGCCCUCCUUCUUACAAGGUGGCAAGAACAACAGCAUGCUAUCUCGCAGUGCGAUGGCCCCAGCUGGAGGGAACCAGUCUCUCAUCAGCACCUGGCUCAGCGGAGACUCCAGUAAAGGCCGCCUAGAAACCACUCACAUGCUGCCCAGCCAGACGCUGUCUGUCAACAGCUUGGAUGUACUUGGACAAUGUCUUGUCUGUGGGACUGACGGAGAGGCCAUUUUUGUCAACCGACAGGUCCCAGUUUGAAAGGGUUGUUAGUGCACAGGUCAAGAUGUGGAUUAAGAUCGGUUUGUUUUCAUUUGAGCAUAUAGGGUGCCCCACAUACUGUGUUCGAAAGUAUGCUUCUGACAUUUUCUGUCCUAUAAUGUUGCAUACACACUAUAUUUGCGCAUUUCUGUAUGGAUUCAUCAAUGAAUCAAGGUUUUUGUAGAUCAUUCCAAGCUUAGUAUUUUGACAGUACUUUUGUAUGGAUGUCAUUUAAGACUGUUUUGAAAUAAACAAAUAAAUAAGCCUUUACAGAAA